Periophthalmus magnuspinnatus is the source of this 3284-nucleotide messenger RNA. It is a transcript of the gene jmjd8, whose product is annotated as jumonji domain containing 8. Bases 162 to 1010 code for a protein of 282 amino acids. Lineage: Eukaryota; Metazoa; Chordata; Actinopteri; Gobiiformes; Gobiidae. The record is from RefSeq and is a predicted model, not a curated record. The transcript has 9 exons. Gene Ontology annotation, cellular component: cytoplasm.
GAAUGUGGUGCGAUCUGAUUGGCUGAAGACCCGGAAGUGUCACCGCGGCGCAAUGAUGGAACUGAGAUGAGACAAACUGCUGCUUUACGCAAAAAUCACCGUAUUUUUUGCACUUUUUGAGCUGUUCCGGGCGCAGCUGGAGCCGGGGCUGCGCCGGUGUGAUGGAGCUCCGCGGAUGUCUAUUUUACACCGGGGUUUGGUGCUGUUUUUUGCCCGGGAUUUCUUGGGUUUGGAUCGGCUUUCUGUCCGCGCAGGUUCCGCUGGUCCGGAGCGUAGAGUGCGCGGAGGACGGAGGAGGAUGGUGGUCGAGUGCAGAUCCCAGACUGGAUGAUGGGGGGCGCUGUAACAUCGAGGUUUUGGACACAAUUUCCUACAGAGACUUUAUGGAAAGAUUUGCGUAUAGUCGCCCGGUGAUCCUUAGAGGCCUCACAGACAACACGAGGUUCCAGCGGCUGUGCUCAAAGAUCAAUUUACUAAAAGAAUAUGGAGACCGCAGCGUGAGACUGAGUACUGCAAACACAUACUCCUAUAGGAAAGUGGAUGUGUCCUUCAGAGAGUACGUGGAGCUCCUCCUCCGGCCUCAGACUCUGGACGCUCUGGGAAAUGACACACUGUAUUUCUUCGGGGACAAUAACCUGACAGAGUGGCACCUCCUGUUCUCAGAGUACAUCUCUCCUCCUUUCACCCUCCCCCAGACCAAAGGAGCCUACAGCUUUGGCAUCGCAGGAGCAGGAACUGGAGUCCCAUUCCACUGGCAUGGCCCUGGGUACUCUGAGGUCAUUUAUGGACGCAAGCGCUGGUUCCUGUACCCCCCUGACAAACCGCCGCACUUUCACCCCAACAUCAGCACUCUGUCCUGGGUCACUCACACCUACCCCUCCCUGAGCCCGGAAGAAGCUCCACUGGAGUGCACCAUUCAGCCUGGAGAGGUGUUAUUCUUCCCUGACCGUUGGUGGCAUGCGACGUUGAACCUGGACACCAGCGUCUUCAUCUCCACGUUUCUGGGAUGACCUUUGACGCUUCCCCAGAUUACAGCGAGAUUCAUGAAGUAUUUUUACCGUGUGCUCUUUUCCAGACGCCUGAGUGUGUCCAGGGACAUCUGCUGUUCAUAAAUGCAUUUUUAUAAUUGUGCUGUUGUGGUUUUCAUGUUUUACAUGUCAUUACACUCACACGAUACUCUGCCGUGACAUCACACUGGAGGUGUUCUACAUGUAUGUCUAUGGUGGAAUGUUCAGCAAUUACCAUGGAGACACAAUGCAAAUAUUAGCAAACACUGACAAAAAAGUUUAAAGAUUCAGUCUGAAAACUCAAGACAUAUCUCAAAAUGAAUUAAAAAGCACAUGUUCAUUUUCGUGUGAUCAAUCUGAGCGUUCAUGUUCCUGUUUAGGAGUUUGAUUUUACACAAAAAGGAGAUACUGACUAACUGAAGAACUAUUGGCUAAUGCGAGCUAGCUUGUGACUGUAAUGUUAUUUUAGAGGGACUUUAACGUUUAACAGCACAAAUCAGCUCACCUGUUUGUAAAAAUAUUUGUUUCUGGUGUAAGCGUCAAAGAGGAACCUGAGACUGAAACAUAAAGUCAGGAGGGUUUAACGAGUUCCACACAUGUAAAGUGAACAAUGAAGCUACGGACUCGUUGGAAAAAAUAGGAAGGGAGCCCUGAGAUGUGCACGUGAUAGCUUUUAUAAUGUCCCUCAAUGGAUGAGUGUGUGUGCUUGUGUGUGUGCGCAUGAGGAGGGUCCUUCUGCUAAUCCACACAUCUUCAUAAGGCCCACACUGGUCUGCACAACAUCCUCAUGAGUCCCUGCACAUUCCACAGGUCUGCACCCCCCUGGUGGGAACAUGCUAUUGAUCUUAGCAUUAGUAAAUCAAGAUAACAGCGUGAUGUCGUGCUGCACUGCUAGAAAAUACCUUACAUGUACUUCAGAUAAGUCAGUUCUUCAUGGUCAGACUGGAGUCUAACAGAGCUUCAGACAGAGCAGUGCCUACAGUUGUCAUUAACAUUCCCUGGGGCUGUAAUGCUAUCAGCUGCAAAGUAUUAACAGGAAGAUUCUAGGUUCAGUUGAGAUGUGUGGGGAUCCUGGCUCAGGUCUGGGUCCUGACCAGGAUCCUGGCUCAGGUCUGGUCCACUGCCACUGGUCCACUUGCAUCAGAUGCUGUCGACGUGGUUUUGUGAGGUGUUUAUGAGACCAGAGCUAAAACAUGAACAUGAAAACAGACUCAGAAUGUCCAACUACGGUGAGAUCGAGAAUUAAUUUCAUUGUAUUUAUAGUUAUAGUUUAGUCCUGGUUCAGCCCCUGGUUCAGUCCCUGGUUUAGUCCUAAUUUAGUCCUGGUUCAGCCCCUGGUUCAGUCCCUGGCUCAGUCCUGGUUUAGUCUGUCGGUUUCUGUUGUGUUGCAUGAAGAACAGGUGGAACAAUGUGAUUGAAUCAGGAAGUCGUACAAUGUGAGGUGAUAUAUGGCCACUGCUGCAUGGAAAACAGAGCAUUUUACACCAUUAUAAAAAACAAUAUUACAUUUAUAUAUUGUCCACAAGUUCUGGUUCAGUCCUGGUUUUAGUCCCUGGACCUUUGACCCCUGAGCUCACUGCAGAUUCCCCUGGGACACACAUGAUCCAAACCUGGACGUGAUGCCAGAUGCAGGUCAGACGAGGUGAGGGACAAAACGUGUCUUAUACAAUGUUCUGUUUAGACUUACACAAAUAAAAGACAACAGUUUGAUUUAAACUCUGUUCUGGAGGUUUCGGGGAUUUACAGCUCACAAGUACUUCUGUAUUUUUGUACUUUUCUUCACAAAACCGACAAUGAAUUGAAGUAAAACUAUGAACACUUUUAGCAGAGUGUAAGAAUGUUCAUUUCUGGUGUUGCAGUUUUUAUAGUGUCUCUUGUGUGCGAAGGAGGAUGCUCUUCUGGUCAACAUUGUGUUAUCUUUGUGAGCUCUUGUGCCACAGCAAGGCCACAGGAACUCAGAGUCCUGUCUUUGACUCUGACCAACAAUGUCCCCUCUUGUAUGUUAUGUGUCUGCAUUUUACCUGUAUUCAUGUGUUAUUAACUUUAGCAUUAGUACAUCAACAUACAAGUUUAAAGUAGUGUACACUGCUAAAUAUAGAUACUUUACAAGAGAUUUGUUCAUUGUUCUCGUGGUUAAAAACUAAAUAUUUAACAGCUACCAUAAUGCUACAUCAGUUUGGCUGCGUUUGUACAAAAAAAGAUUUAUUAAAAAGAAAACCAGAGACAGUAAUGUGUUCAUCAACUUGUAUUGUGUUUACCAUAAGAAGACAGGACAGG